Erythranthe guttata (spotted monkey flower) is the source of this 1870-nucleotide messenger RNA. Lineage: Eukaryota; Viridiplantae; Streptophyta; Magnoliopsida; Lamiales; Phrymaceae. The record is from RefSeq and is a predicted model, not a curated record.
AUGGCUAUAGUUUUUAUCCUUGCAUCACUGAUAAUCCUAGUCCUACUUGUCAAUCUCACCAUCAAAUUCACAAGAAUAUUAUCAAGAACAAAGUCCUUGAAUCUUCCACCCGGCAGCUACGGAUGGCCGAUUCUUGGUGAAACACUCGAAUUUCUUCGUGCUGGUCUAGAUGGUACACCCGAGAAAUUUGUCAAAGAGAGAAGCGAUAAAUAUAAAUCGCAAGUGUUCAAGACUUUGUUGAUGGGAGAGAAUAUGGCCGUUUUCUGCGGGGCCUCUGGGAAUAAGUUCUUGUUCAGCAACGAAAAUAAGCUUGUUACAGUUUGGUGGCCUAGCUCUGUCAGACAACUUCUCGGACCAUGCUUAGCAACCAGCGGUGGAGAUGAAGGCAAGCAAAUGAGGAAGAUGGUUUCUUAUUUUCUGGGCCCCGAUGCUUUCACUAGGCUUUACAUCAAAACCAUGGAUUUAGUUUCCCAGCAACAUAUCAAGAAUCACUGGCAAGGUAAAGAGGAAGUAAAAGUGUUUCCAACGAGCAAGUCUUACACGUUUGAACUCGCGUGUCGACUAUUUAUGAGCCUAGAGGACCCGAAGCAGAUAUCAGAACUUGCUGCUCUGUUCAAUAUUUUCUUGAAGGGUAUAAUAUCGAUUCCUAAGAUGAGACAAUUAAGGAGCGAGUAUCCAAACAGAACACGUACGAUGGAUAGCAGCAUGGAAGAUUCUAGAGCGGCACCAACAACAAUCGACCUGCAGCUGCUCGUGAUUGAUUCAAAUGCAAAAAGGGAGAAGAUGAGAAUAUUAUGGUUUGUGUUGUCCAUGUAUGUUUGGUCACUUUAUUCGUCAAUACUUAUUGUUUGGACGUCUGCAAGUUCAAUGAAGAUAUUCGGGAAAGGAGAAGGCUUUUACAUUUUGUUGGGACUUACUGUGGUGGCAAGUGUUAUGUCCGUUUAUAUUUGUAUUGCGGCAAUUGGAACUAUUUUUUAUAUCCGUUUACUUCAUACCCGACGUUUUGAUAUCCUGCGCACAUGGAGUCUCAGUAAACCAUUGACCAUAUUAUUCGGCCCCGUUGAUUUCGACGCUAUCCUCCUCCAACUUAGACGACCUGAUGAUCAUCAUCAUGCAUCAGAAGAAAGCUUACAUAGUAGUAGCAUGGGGGAUUCUCAUGGAGUGCAGGCAGCCGUGAAUAUUGAUUCAAAUACAAAAAAGGAGUUGAUGAAUGAGUAUAGGUCUAAGUUGGAAACUGGGAUUGGGUUAACAUUAUUUUUAAUGUUUCCUGCUGGUAUGAUGGGUUAUGUAGUAUUUGGGGGACAAAAACAAGUACUUCCUGUGUUUCUGGCUGCCACGGUGACGGUUGGGGUGAAUUUCAUUGUGGUGAUGGGAAAAGCUUGUCUGUUACUUCUAUUCUAUUUUGGAUGUGAAGAUUGUGUGCGCGCAUUGAGUCAGAACGCAUUCGUCAUCUUAUUAUUCGACACUAUCAACGCCAACAACAUUUUCCAGCGUAUACAAGAUCAUCAUCAACCAUCACCAUUAGUUACACUUCCAGUCUAGCUAGCUAGCUAGCUACUUAUUACGUUUUCAUUUCAUGUAAUAAAACAAAGAAACAAAGGGAUUUUAGUACAAUGGCUAUUGAAUCGGGUAUGUGCUCAACUCAUUUAUAUUCUUCAUUCUCAUUCUUUUUCUUUUCCUUCUAUUUUAUGGUAAGAGGUUUUGUUUUGGUUUUUUUUUUCUUCUUACAUAAACCGUAAAUCUAGGAAUAAAUUAUCUGUGAUUGAAAAUUUAUUUGUUAUACUUUUUGCUAUUGAAUUUUUGAAUAUACAAAACAUUGUUGAGAUUAGCACCAUGUCAAGUCAUGGAAACCUUUGGAAUGAUUUUAUUU